ACUAUCCUCGGGAACCGCAUCAGUUAUGUCUUCAACCCCCAAGGGCAAAGCUAUAAAGUAGACACAGGUUAUUCAUCCCCUUCCUACACACUCGACCUUGCUUGUACUGCAUUACAGAAUAACGAGUGCGAUUUAGCCACCAUAGUACAUAUCAACCUGAUUCAGUCUCCCGAGCGACAUGCCACAGUAUCCCAGGGCGGGUUCCUGUGGCUAACAUCUAUCUGCCAUGCCUCUGAUACUUCAGCUGAUGGGUGA
Molecule: messenger RNA, 255 nt
Organism: Aspergillus costaricaensis CBS 115574
Lineage: Eukaryota; Fungi; Ascomycota; Eurotiomycetes; Eurotiales; Aspergillaceae
Exons: 1
Biological process (GO): fatty acid biosynthetic process; secondary metabolite biosynthetic process
Molecular function (GO): fatty acid synthase activity
Source: RefSeq, a predicted model, not a curated record